Molecule: messenger RNA, 872 nt
Organism: Pistacia vera
Lineage: Eukaryota; Viridiplantae; Streptophyta; Magnoliopsida; Sapindales; Anacardiaceae
Product: ER lumen protein-retaining receptor-like
Exons: 6
Coding region: 126-770 (214 amino acids)
Biological process (GO): protein retention in ER lumen; endoplasmic reticulum to Golgi vesicle-mediated transport
Cellular component (GO): membrane; endoplasmic reticulum; cis-Golgi network
Molecular function (GO): ER lumen protein retrieval receptor activity
Source: RefSeq, a predicted model, not a curated record
CCAAUGAAGCACUUUGUUCUGCAAAACCGAAACCAAAACAAGAAGAAAAAGCAAAACGAAGAAUCCAAAACAAAACCAAAUAAAAAUCAAACAAAAAGAGUGAGCAAAAGCACCCCAAAUCAAUCAUGAAUCCGUUUAGAUUGGCUGGCGACAUGACCCACCUCCUCAGCAUAGUGGUCCUUCUCCUCAAAAUUCGUACAAUGAAAUCCUGUGCAGGAAUUUCACUUAAAACUCAAGAACUCUAUGUGAUAAUUUUUGUCACUCGUUACCUUGAUCUGUUCACGAGGUACGUCUCAUUCUACAACUCUGUAAUGAAGCUAGUCUUUCUUGGAACUUCAAUCGCUAUUGUUUGGUAUAUGCGGUACCAUAAAGUUGUGAAGCAAACAUAUAACAAGGAUGAAGACACCUUUAGACAUUAUUUCCUGAUUCUCCCAUGUUUGGUUUUGGCUUUGUUGAUUCCCCAUGAGUAUAAUACUAUUGAGAUUUUGUGGAGUUUCUCAAUCUAUCUUGAAGCUGUGGCAAUCUUGCCUCAACUGGUGUUGCUGCAAAGGUCAAGCAAUAUUGACAACUUAACUGGAAACUAUGUUUUCCUUCUUGGUGCUUACCGAGCUUUAUAUAUCCUCAACUGGGUUUAUCGUUUCUUCACGGAGAACAAAAUCAGAUGGAUACCUUGGGUUUCAGGCCUGAUUCAGACUGCCCUCUAUGCUGACUUUUUCUACUACUAUUUUAAAAGCUGGAAGAACCGCGAGAACCUGAAGCUGCCUGCCUGAGUUGAUAAAGUCUUUUUUCGUUUAAUGUUCUGCUAACAUAUGAAGAAAGGUCACUCCCAUGGCUGUUUUUAAAUAAUAGAUAAUUUCCUAAUUUCACUUUGA